AACAACAACAACAACAACAACAACAACAACAACAACAACAACAACAACAACAACAACAACAACAACAACAACAACAACAACAACAACAACAACAACAACAACAACAACAACAACAACAACAACAACAACAACAACAACAACAACAACAACAACAACAACAACAACAACAACAACAACAACAACAACAACAACAACAACAACAACAAUACUGCCUCAGCAAGCAGCUAAACCUUGAUCUCUCUGUAUCUGAUCCCCGCCAUCGUGAGAAUAAAAGAAUUCAAACAACAACAACAACAACAACAACAACAACAACAACAACAACAACAACAACAACAACAACAACAACAACAACAACAACAACAACAACAACAACAACAACAACAACAACAACAACAACAACAACAACAACAACAACAACAACAACAACAACAACAACAACAACAACAACAACAACAACAACAACAACAA
This is a messenger RNA of Sycon ciliatum, 468 nucleotides long. RefSeq lists its product as uncharacterized. NCBI's taxonomy places the organism in Eukaryota, Metazoa, Porifera, Calcarea, Leucosolenida, Sycettidae. The record is from RefSeq and is a predicted model, not a curated record. The transcript is spliced from 2 exons. The annotation marks the transcript as partial.